AUGGAAAACCUAACUUUAAGCGAACUGUACACAUCGGAAAAGCUAGGCAACGAUGAAACGGGCAAAGGUACCUCGGAUGAUCCGUUCAAAACCAUCCUCCGUGCGAUGAAGCAUGCCGGAAAGGAACCGUUCCCGGUCAUCUACGUCGAUAGCAAGGACGAGAAGUCUCCGGACAAAUACGAGCUAGCCGCAAAGUCGCAGCUCAAGAAAAUCCAGAAGAUCUGGGCCCGGGACAACCUUAAGGGUGACAAGCAGAAACGUGAGGAGGAAGAGAAAGCCAAGAACCGCGAACAGAAUCUGGAAGAGGCGAAAAAGAUCACCAUCCAGGAGGAUCCGUCCUGGUCGGUGGCCAAAUCGAUCAAGAUCGCGCACGGUACCGAUAACCGUGGUGUGCGCGUACGUAUUUAUGGCUGGGUGCAUCGUUUGCGCCGGCAGGGCAAGGGACUAAUGUUUAUCACACUGCGAGACGGAACCGGCUUUCUGCAGUGCGUGCUGACGGAUACCCUGUGCCAAACGUACAAUGCGCUCGUACUAUCGACGGAAUCAUCGGUGCAGCUGUACGGUACGCUGAAGGAGGUUCCGGCCGGCAAAACGGCACCCGGCGGUCACGAACUGCAUGUGGACUACUGGGAACUGAUCGGCCUGGCACCGGCCGGUGGUGCUGACGCAAUUCUAAACGAAGAAGCACACCCGGACGUGCAGCUGGACAACCGGCAUAUUAUGAUCCGGGGCGAGAACACGUCCAAGAUCCUGAAGAUGCGCGACGUGGUAAUGCAAGCGUUCCGUUCGCAUUACUUCGACCGUGGAUACACGGAAGUGACGCCACCAACGCUCGUUCAGACACAAGUCGAAGGUGGUGCCACCCUGUUCAAAUUGGAUUAUUUCGGUGAGGAGGCUUUCCUUACGCAAAGUUCCCAGCUAUACUUGGAGACGUGCGUUCCGGCGCUGGGAGAUGUGUUUUGUGUGGCGCAAAGUUAUCGUGCCGAGCAGAGCCGCACCCGUCGGCAUCUGGCCGAGUACAGUCAUAUCGAGGGCGAAUGUCCAUUCAUUACUUUCGACGAUCUGCUCGACCGGCUCGAGGAUUUGAUUGUGGAUGUCGUUGAUCGUGUACUGAAAUCACCGUGGGGUUACAUGGUGCAGGAACUGAAUCCGGGCUUCGUUCCACCGAAACGACCGUUCCGUCGUAUGAACUAUGCGGACGCGAUCGUCUGGCUAAAGGAGAACAACGUAACAAAGGAGGAUGGUAGCUUCUACGAGUUCGGGGAAGAUAUUCCCGAGGCACCGGAACGUAAAAUGACGGACACGAUCAACGAACCGAUUAUGUUGUGCCGCUUCCCGGCCGAAAUCAAAUCAUUCUACAUGGCCAAAUGUGAGGAUGAUCCGCGUCUGACCGAGAGCGUCGAUGUGCUGCUGCCGAAUGUGGGCGAGAUCGUUGGUGGAUCAAUGAGGUCCUGGAAGUAUGACGAGCUGCUGGAUGGCUACAAACGCGAAGGGAUCGACCCGAAACCGUACUACUGGUACGUGGAUCAGCGUGUGUACGGUACGCAACCACACGGUGGUUAUGGUUUGGGAUUGGAACGAUUCCUCUGCUGGCUGCUGAACCGUUACCACAUUCGUGAAGUUUGUCUGUACCCACGGUUCCUGGAGCGUUGCAAACCAUAA
Messenger RNA from Anopheles marshallii, 1662 nucleotides. It is a transcript of the gene AsnRS, whose product is annotated as asparagine--tRNA ligase, cytoplasmic. The transcript is spliced from 3 exons. Bases 1 to 1662 code for a protein of 553 amino acids. NCBI's taxonomy places the organism in Eukaryota, Metazoa, Arthropoda, Insecta, Diptera, Culicidae. Gene Ontology annotation, molecular function: asparagine-tRNA ligase activity; nucleic acid binding; ATP binding. Gene Ontology annotation, cellular component: cytoplasm. Gene Ontology annotation, biological process: asparaginyl-tRNA aminoacylation. The record is from RefSeq and is a predicted model, not a curated record.